Messenger RNA from Lathyrus sativus (Indian pea), 1596 nucleotides. Lineage: Eukaryota; Viridiplantae; Streptophyta; Magnoliopsida; Fabales; Fabaceae. The record is from the annotation of a GenBank genome assembly.
AUGAACAACAACAAUAGAGCGAGAUAUCCACCUCCCGGGAUCGCUCCUGGACGCGGAGGAGCGAAUCCCAACGUGAAUCUGAACCAGAACCCGAACCAGUACCCCAACCUGAACAAUCAGGUUCAGCAAAGACCGCCUUACCACCACCAUAACCAGCAGCAACACCACCAGGCGCAACAGCACCAGCCACAACACCAGCAGCAACAGUACUAUGCGCAGAGGCAAAUGGUGCAGCAACACCAGCAGCAACAUCAGCAGCAGCAACAUCAGCAACAUCAUCAGCAACAGCAACAACAGUGGCUGAGAAGGGCACAGUUGGGUGGUUCGGAAUCCAACGCUGCUGACGAGGUCGAGAAGACCGUGCAGUCUGAAGCCAUUGACUCAAGUUCUCAAGACUGGAAGGCCGGACUAAAGAUUCCACCAGCUGAUACACGCUAUAGGACAGAGGAUGUUACAGCAACUAAAGGAAAUGAAUUUGAGGAUUACUUUUUGAAACGGGAGCUGCUCAUGGGAAUAUAUGAGAAGGGUUUUGAAAGACCUUCCCCCAUCCAAGAAGAAAGCAUUCCAAUUGCUCUUACUGGCAGUGAUAUUCUUGCCAGGGCUAAGAACGGAACUGGCAAAACAGCUGCAUUUUGCAUUCCUGCAUUGGAAAAAAUUGAUCAGGAUAAUAAUGUUAUUCAAGUUGUUAUCUUGGUCCCAACACGUGAGUUGGCUUUGCAAACAUCUCAAGUGUGUAAAGAGCUUGGAAAGCAUUUGAAAAUCCAAGUUAUGGUUACAACAGGAGGUACCAGUCUAAAAGAUGACAUAAUGCGCUUAUAUCAACCAGUUCACCUGCUUGUCGGUACCCCAGGAAGGAUAUUGGAUCUUACGAAGAAGGGUGUUUGCAUUCUUAAGCAUUGCUCAAUGCUGGUUAUGGAUGAGGCUGAUAAGCUUCUCUCCCCAGAGUUCCAGCCUUCGAUUCAACAACUGAUUCAUUUUCUUCCAACAAACCGUCAAAUCCUGAUGUUUUCAGCAACCUAUCCUGUUACUGUGAAGGACUUCAAAGAUAGGUUUCUUAACAAACCAUAUGUCAUUAACCUUAUGGAUGAGCUCACUCUGAAGGGUAUUACACAAUUUUAUGCAUUUGUGGAAGAGAGACAGAAAGUCCACUGUUUAAAUACUCUCUUUUCUAAGCUACAAAUAAACCAGUCAAUUAUCUUCUGCAACUCAGUGAAUCGGGUUGAACUCCUUGCCAAGAAAAUCACUGAACUGGGGUAUUCAUGUUUCUAUAUUCAUGCAAAGAUGCUGCAAGACCAUCGUAAUAGAGUAUUUCAUGAUUUCCGUAAUGGUGCAUGCCGAAAUCUUGUCUGUACUGAUCUUUUUACUAGGGGUAUAGACAUCCAAGCCGUUAAUGUUGUUAUAAACUUUGAUUUUCCCAAGAACUCGGAAACUUAUUUGCACAGGGUUGGUCGUUCAGGGAGAUUUGGCCACCUUGGUUUAGCGGUGAACUUGAUCACUUAUGAGGACCGCUUUAAUUUAUAUAGGAUUGAACAAGAACUUGGCACUGAAAUAAAGCAAAUUCCGCCACACAUUGAUCAAGCAUUUUAUUGCCGGUGA